Molecule: messenger RNA, 1218 nt
Organism: Fusarium keratoplasticum
Lineage: Eukaryota; Fungi; Ascomycota; Sordariomycetes; Hypocreales; Nectriaceae
Exons: 2
Coding region: 1-1218 (405 amino acids)
Biological process (GO): regulation of DNA-templated transcription
Molecular function (GO): DNA-binding transcription factor activity
Source: RefSeq, a predicted model, not a curated record
AUGAGACAACCAUCCGGGGAGAAGGAUGACGCUAUCGAGGCACGCCGAGAGCGAAACCGCCGAGCCCAGCAAGUCUUUCGCCGGCGUCGACAGGCCAACAAGGAGGCACAGCGGUGCCGAAUCCAGCAGCUCGAGAACACGGUUGAGGAACUGAGCAACGUGAUAAUCAGCUUCUGCGACGAGAUGACCGGUACUAAGGAGAUUGCGAGGGAAAAAAGGUUAAUGGCUCGACUCCAGCGCUGUACGGCCCAGGCCCUCGUCCUAGCGAGGUCGGUUUCCAGCACGAACGCAAGCCGCACGGUUCGAGAGACAGAGGACGAUGAGCAGAAGAUGGAAAAUUACAAAUACCCGACUAAGAAAGCGAAUCAGAAGAUUGCGGAUUCCGCCUUGCCACAGGCAUCCUCGUGUCAUCGCCCCGACAGCGCCGAUGCAAUAGCGCCUCCUCUCAUUGACCAAGCUUGGCUCCAGACACACCAACAUGACUUGGACACCAGCUCUUCUUUCCCGCUCCAUCUUGUCGAGACGACCAUCUCCCGAGCAUGUCUUUACCUCAACGGCGAUGUUCACAUAGCGGUCGAAGACCUGGAGCGCGCAUUCGGUUUCUCGCUGCGCCUCCAAACACGCCAGCAGCUCUUGGCUCACCUGCGGUGGUUGCUUGGGCCAGGCAAGGACGAGAUGCGUCAAGCGACGGGGAUCAACUGGAGCACAACGGCCUGGUCUAGAGGAGGCGGCGGUAGCACAGAUCUGUUUCGGCCGUUCGCAGAGGAUGGCAGCCCCAGCACAGACGAUGGCUCUGAAGACGACAUACAGCCCGAGUUCCUCACCGCGCUAGGAGUCCAGCAGCAGCUUGAGAGCCUUGGGGCCAAGGUCCUUGGCUCGGACUUGAUAGAGCUGAACAUCAGCGGGUACGAGUCCCUCCAGCUCCGUAGCACCGCGGACUCGAGCCCUGCUUCGCUCGGUGCUGUUCGGCCCGCACGCGCUCCCACCUCGGUGGGAUCAGCCGCCUUGAUAGUGUGGCUAAAUACAUCUCUUCUCGCGUCCAAUCUGGCCAACGUGGCCAUGUGCUUGGAGAAGGGACCUGUAUAUCCGCGCCGUGGGGUUGCCAGGGCGGUGGAGGCAUCUGUGAUAAUGGCUCAUGGGGGUGAAGCUGCUGACGUGGGGACUAUAUAUAAUGGGUGGGUUCCCAAACCUCGGGGUUCGGGUCCUUUCCCGACAUAA